Messenger RNA from Vicia villosa (hairy vetch), 1195 nucleotides. Its product is annotated as CASP-like protein 4A1. The coding region runs from base 93 to 935 and encodes 280 amino acids. The record is from RefSeq and is a predicted model, not a curated record. Lineage: Eukaryota; Viridiplantae; Streptophyta; Magnoliopsida; Fabales; Fabaceae. The transcript has 3 exons.
UUUUUAGUUUUUAUCAAACCUUGCAAGUGGUUGAAAAAUCACAGUUAUGUGAGACUGAAACACUUGCUUGUGUUGUGUUAGGGUUCUAAGAAAUGAACAAACAAGAUUCUGAACAAAAACCAACUCAACCACGCCAUAGUUCAGACCACAAAGAUCAAAAGUAUGAAGAAGAAGAAGAAGAUAACAUAGAGCAAAGUACUAGCAAAUCCCCUUCACCACCGCUUCACUCUUUCUCAGACUCACCAAUUUCCGACGAUCAUCGUUCCCUCCCUCUAGUCGUGCAACCGCCGGUGGUAACUGCUCACAGAUUCCAGGUUGAGCCAGCGGUCAUCACCAAGGUAGAUCCCGGUGCAGAAGAGGGUUUCGUCGGGGUAAAAGAGGUUGAACGAGAAAAAUCCGCCACCGGCGGCGAUGGUGGUGACGGUGGUGGUCGGAGAUUAAGACCGGACGUUUCAAGUUUGUUGAGGUCUGAGAAAGUUGCGAAUUUGAAUAAGUUUUUGUUGGGCCUUAGAAUUGGUGGAUUUGUUUUCUGCUUGGUUUCUUUUUCUGUGUUGGUUGCUGAUAGGAAAAAGGGUUGGGCUCUUGACUCUUUCUAUUUGUACAAAGAAUUCAGGUAUAGCUUAUCUGUGAAUGUGAUUGGGUUUGUGUAUUCGGGGCUGCAGAUAUGUGAUCUAGUGAAGUACUUGAUCAGUAGAAAGCAUAUAGUGGAGCAUAGAUUACAGGGUUACUUCACUUUUGCAUUGGAUCAGAUCUUGACAUACCUUCUAAUGUCUGCAUCUUCAUCGGCUGCCACUAGAACUUAUGACUGGGAGUCCAACUGGGGUCAUGACAAGUUUCCGUUCAUGGCGAAUGCAUCUGUGGUCUUGUCCUUCAUUGCUUUUGUGGUAUUUGCCUUGGCCUCUCUAGUCUCGGGUUCUAUCCUUUGUAAGUUCUGAUCAUUUAUACUUUAUAUGAAUAUUGCAAAUGGAUUCAAAGUAUCCAAUGUUCUCAGAAAAAAAAUACUCUGUACAUAAAAUUCACAUCCUGCUGGUGUUGUUUUUACAUUGUAAAAAUACAGAUGUGAUUGCUUACAACUUGUUGAGCUAGCAUUACCAUAUCUUGUACUUUUUGUAUUUAUUAAGAUGAUAUGUGAUGUCAAAGAUCAAACUACCAACGUGUUUUGGGAAGAUGCAAGGGUGAUUAUUGAUUAUGAUUA